Molecule: messenger RNA, 1914 nt
Organism: Histoplasma mississippiense
Lineage: Eukaryota; Fungi; Ascomycota; Eurotiomycetes; Onygenales; Ajellomycetaceae
Exons: 6
Coding region: 1-1914 (637 amino acids)
Source: RefSeq, a predicted model, not a curated record
AUGCUUCAAUCCACUAUUCUCCUCGCGCUCGCGAGUACAUCCCUUGCUUCCUUUGCCGGGAACUUGAACUAUCGCAGCCCGUCUCACAAUCACCCUGCCCUCGGCAUCUCAAUUCCUAAGGUGUUGAAGUGCUCAGAUCCGCUGGUAGAGUAUUCAGUGGACAACUUGGAUUUCACGCACGGCAUCGCUUCCGGAGACCCUUAUCCCAACUCCGUCAUUCUCUGGACGCGAUGCGCGCCUUCGUCAGAAAAUGUUAAUGAGUGUGUUGCGUCUGAAGGUGGCGGCCAAUUGUACGACUCUGUUCCUAUCUAUGGUGAUAGCGAGAGCAAUGCGCGAGUGUCGAAGGCUCCCGUAUGCGUGGAGUACAACGUCUCCCCGGACAAGGGCUUCAACCAGAUUGCUGAUCGCGGCACCGUUUACACGAGCUCAGAUAUUGAUUUCACUGUCAAGGUAAGAGAGAAACUUCUCUCAAUGGCGCUGGUUGGAAACGCUGGGUGUGAUGCUGAACCAGAUUCAACGAACCAUCAGGUCGAGGCAUCCCAUUUGAAGCCAUUCACUACAUAUUACUACAAGUUCAACGUCUGCGGUUCGGAAAAGUCUAGCCCUAUCGGAAGAGCGAAAACGUCCCCGACGGAAUACGAUGAGGUUGCGGAUAUAUCACUCGCAGUAUAUUCUUGCAGCAACUUCGUCAACGGAUAUUUCAACGCAUACGGAAAUACAGCUCGUAAGGACUCUGUUGACUAUGUCGUCCAUUUAGGUGAUGGCUCGAGUAUUGGGCGCAAAAUUUACCCGCAAAAGACGAUAUACACUCUUUACGAAUAUCGGAAGCGCCACGCGACUCAUAAAACGGAUGAGGAUUUACUUUUGAGUCACCAGACUUUCACAUGGAUUCCUGUGUGGGAUGAUCAUGAGGUUGCGGAUAAUACGUACCGAGAUGGAUCCUCAUUACUCCGUAAUAUCGAAGGGUCCUUCAUUUUCGAUGGGGGAGUUUCUGUUGACCAGCGCAAGAUGAAUGCGGUCCGUGCCUACUUCGAAUGGAUGCCUAUCAGGCAAGUUGCGAUGGACGACAACCUCAGGAUCUGGCGAAACUUUAAAUUCGGCAACCUUUUCGACCUUAUCAUGCUUGAUACACGCCACUAUGAUCGAUCCAUUACGGAUCUAUAUCUGAAUAGCGGCUAUAUCAGGAAAAUUGCGGACGACAUCGGUCGAUCGAUGAUGGGACCUCGUCAGGAAUAUUGGUUUUAUGAGAGCUUGAAAUCCUCUGCUAAGAGGCAGGCCACCUGGAGAGUCAUUGGCAGCCAAACUGUUUUCUCCCGCGUGGAUGAGUUGGGAUCCAUAGGUCUUGGCGUGAACGUUGAUUCCUGGGAUGGUUAUAGGUCCAAUCUCAACCGUACCCUGAGGACUCUAUACGAGAACAACAUUGGGAACAACAUCGUCAUCGCAGGUGACAGCCAUGCCAAUUGGGUAUCUGACCUCACCUGGCUGGACGAGUAUCCAUACGACCCGGCAACGGGUGAGGGGGCCAUUGGUGCUGAAUUUGCCGGUACGGCAGUAACCAGUAGCGGGCCCACAUCCCAUGUUGGUAUCGGCAACUUGCAGGCGAAAACGUUGAUUAACAAGAAUAGAGAGCUGCAGUGGUCCGAGUUAUACUACCGGGGCUACUUCGAGCUAACCCUCUCGCACACACGCACUGAUGCCAAAUUCUUUGCGAUCCCCGAUAUCAAGAAGAGAAGCCCCCUUGAGAUCUCGAUGGCUAAUUUCACUGUCAUCGCCGGUGAGAAUCGGCUUACCCGGACCAAUGGGUCACCCUCGACGAAUGGACAGGGCGUGCAUAACGGGGCAUUGAAAAAUGGGAGGAUUCAGAAACAAACUGUCCAGUAUAAUACCGAGACUAAGGAGUGGUCUAGUAUUUAA